CGGUUGCUGCUGGACGUAGCGAGACGAUUCUCACCGUUCCCAAGUUCAAGCUGUGCUCGAAAGUGUGUUCCCGGCCGCGCUCAACAACACACGGUUAGUACUCUGGUAGCCUGGAUGCCCCCCUGUUCGCGGAAAACCGUUUUUGUUGUGUCCGUUCGCGGUUUAAUGCGCGGUUUUAUCCGAAGAAGUGAAGUGUAGUGUUUUGGUUUUUUUUCGCGUGCAAUUGUUGGCGGUGUGGUGGCGGUAGAAACGCGCCCUAGCCACGCUGAAUGCGGUUAUCCUGAACUUGAACUGCAAUCGAAAGGGCCCCAGCCCUCCCCGACCAAAGAGACUACCAACCACCAUCACCACCACCAAAGGAGAAAGCUCAGUGCCGUCUUCGACCGGUCGGGGAAGUGAAUACGGUUUUACUUCCGUGGGUAGACCACAAAGUUUUUCGGUUAGUUGUGACGGGGUUUCGGUCGGAUUUGACGUGAGGUGAGCAGUAGUUACUGAAACACUGGAUUUUAGUGAAAACUAUGCAUUAAAAUUAAGUGCCAAGAAGUUCCUGCCCGGUAGUGGAACACAGCUGAAGACGUGUUUCAGUUCUCCCCUUCGGUUAAAAUUAAAACAGUCGUUUGAGUGUAUGCGAAAAAACCCACCGGUUUGGCGCUACGCAGUUGAAUCACGCACAUCAACGUUCGACAGCGAUCUACUGGCAAUUGACCACUGAAUAAAUCCACGCCGAAUGACUAAUAAUCAAUUGUGUCAACUUUGAAUGGUGUCCGUUUGUGCGUUCGUUCGUUCGUUCGUUCGUUCGUUCGUCCCUUCUACCCGUCCGCGUGGGGUGAGAAUUACCGAAAAGAUCAUCGCGCGAGUUGUUAGUAUUCAACACGGCGGUUCGUCGUUCGUCGGUCAGAAGAUCGUAAGUGAGUAAUCAAUUGAGACACGACCACCACCACCAACCCGGAACGAUCUCACCGACAUCCGUUUUGUUCGAUUCUGUGAAUUGUUUCGCGUGUGCCGCUUGAGAAAAAAAAAGCCUUCAAAAUUGCUCCGAAAACUUCGUUCCGAAUGCAUUUGCCCAGCGGUGGAACGACGGUAGCAUCGAUAACACCGGGUGGCGGCAGCAUCAGCAGCAGCGUCAGCAUCAGCGCGAACCCCGCACCGACCGUCGCUGCUACCGAGUGGGACAUCUACAAGGACGAGGAGAUGCUGGAACCGCCCGCCGGAAGUAACAACAAUGCGGAAAACAGUUCGCCCAGUCCGGGCGAAACCGGCGAUUUGUGGUGGAUCGAACGGUUGGUGAUGGAGGCCCAACAGGAAUAUCCGGGAGAGUUGGUACGAACCGGUAGUCCCUAUUUUCUCUGCUCGGCGCUGCCCAACCACUGGCGAUCGAACAAGACCCUACCGAGCGCCUUCAAGGUAGUCUCGCUCGGUGACGUCUGCGACGGGACGAUGGUCACGAUCCGGGCCGGUAACGACGAGAACUUCUGCUCCGAACUGCGUAACUGCACAGCUGUGAUGAGGAACCAAGUGGCCAAAUUUAAUGAUCUCAGAUUCGUGGGCCGCAGCGGGCGAGGGAAAAGCUUCACACUGACGAUUACCGUCUCGACGACGCCUCCCCAGGUUACGACAUACGGCAAAGCAAUCAAAGUGACCGUCGAUGGACCGCGAGAGCCCCGUUCCAAAACCAAUAUGCCUCAACUGCGACCUCCGCCGCUCCACCGGUUCCUCGAGCAGCCAGCAUUCAGCCACUUCCCGGCCCGGUUCAAUUCCAGUUCGAGCAAAGCGUCCCUCAAUACGUACAGUGCGGGUUCAAAUCUUCACCACGGCAGCAACAGUGGCAGUUCCAGCCUGAACACCAGCGUCGAGUCGACCAGCGAUUACAAGCCGAACAUUACCCUGCCAGAUUACAGCAACGCGACAGAUUGGCCGAACGGUCUCAACUCAUCGUCGACGGCGGCUUACGCUAGCAAUUAUUCGCCGAUUCAGACGACACCGCCUUCCUACGGCGGGUACGAUCCGUGUCCGAUGGCAGAACAUCCCAACUACAAUCUUCCCACAGUCCUUCCAGAUACUGCCCAAACCUACCAGGAAUACUACAGCCUUCCACCGGCGUCCAGUUCGACACCACAUCAAGCCAUGUCCCAUGGGUAUGUGUCGAAGAGCACCGACCUGGAUGGAUCCUACGGACCCUACAGUCAGUGGGCAAACGGCUACGGAAGUUAUCAGUACAACACGACAUGUCCUCCACCGUUGCCACCACCGCAACCGCAGUACCCAUCGACGGCUCCGGCCAUGGUUCUUUGCCCUCAGAUGUUUAGCACGGUCAACCAGAAUCAAAUCCAUGUGCACCUGCACGGUACCGGCAGUGAAAAACUUGAACAAUACCUGGGAGGCUCGGAGAAUGGAUUUACGAUCAAUCAAGUUCCGCCCGGCGGUCCGCGACCUCCGACAUCGGCCGUCGAAAUCGGUAUCGGCACCCACGACAGCAGCCUCAUCGGUCACGACGGCAGUCAGCAAACGCAACAGCAGCAACAUCCGGGCGAUGUUGUCAGCGAUCCACAGGAAAGCCGCGAGGAAACGGUCGCCGGCGAUCCGAGCAGCGUUUGGCGACCCUACUGAUGCUACGAGUUCUAAAGGCUCUCUUCUAGACUGAUUUUUUUUUGUUUGAAAUCCUUGGAUGCUUCGGGUUGCAAUCAAAAUCGGAAGCAGUUGCACACCGUUUGUCAACGCAGAACCAAUCGCUCAAAUACUGUUGAUUGUAGGAUUAGGAAUGACGUACUCUCUAUUUUGAACUAUUGUUUAGUAGCUAAUUUUCAUUCUAGGCUAAUUUAUACUGAGAUCGGCGGUGUCUGAUCGGACAAAUUUCACAAAGCUGUGUAGAGAAACUUGUUUCGUAUGCUUAAACAAACAGAUUAAUGUAACUUGUACAGUUCGAAGAAAAAACAGUGAAAUGGUAGAAAAAUGUAAAAUAUCUCAAUGAACCCGGUAGUUGAAUGUUGAAUUUAUAAUAAAUCUUUGUACAAAA
Molecule: messenger RNA, 3013 nt
Organism: Malaya genurostris
Lineage: Eukaryota; Metazoa; Arthropoda; Insecta; Diptera; Culicidae
Product: protein lozenge-like
Exons: 7
Coding region: 1054-2607 (517 amino acids)
Biological process (GO): regulation of DNA-templated transcription
Cellular component (GO): nucleus
Molecular function (GO): RNA polymerase II cis-regulatory region sequence-specific DNA binding; ATP binding; DNA-binding transcription factor activity, RNA polymerase II-specific
Source: RefSeq, a predicted model, not a curated record